Molecule: messenger RNA, 3717 nt
Organism: Symbiodinium necroappetens
Lineage: Eukaryota; Dinophyceae; Suessiales; Symbiodiniaceae
Source: the annotation of a GenBank genome assembly
AUGGUACUUUAUGUAAGACGCGAGAGCGGAAGACUUGCAAAGACUUUCGGCGAGUCUGCUGAGCUUCCCUUUGUGAUGCUUCGGAAGGCACAGCUGACUGCAAAGCAGGUGAAAUAUUCCCAUCUGACUGACGAUCAGAAGGAGAAGCAUCGGCCCCAGAUCAAACGCAAAGCAGAGCUGGAGCAGACUGUGACCGAACUGGAACGCUUGGCGGAGGAUCUCGAGCAGGAGGCCCAGAAGCAGGAGGAACAGGAGCAGGAGCCCGUGGUGGAAGAGGCCCCUGUCCAGGUUGAAGAGGAGGUGGCACCUGCGGUGGAGGCAGAAGAGGAAAAAGAAAUCGAAGCCGGAGAGGCAGAGGAGGUCCAAGAAGAGGAGGACCCUGAGGUCGCAGCUGCGCGCGCUGCCGAGGAGGCAGCCGCCGCUGCGGCUGCUGCUGCCGCUGCCCUCGAGGCAGAGAAGCAGGCCCUUGAAGAGAAGAAGCAGGCCUGCCAGAAGCAGAAGAAAAACACCCUCAAGAAGAUCAAGGAGAUUGAUGCAAUCGAGGCGAAAAUGGCAGAGAGAGGUCAAACCUUUGCCGAGCUGCUGCCGGAAGUAAAAGAAAAGGUGGGCAGAAAAUCCGAGCUCUUGGCUACGGUGGAAGAAAUGGAUCGGACCGUCCAGGAGAUCGACGCCAAGCUGCUGAACCAUGGGCAACCAGUUUGCAAGGUCGAGGCAGAGGAGGCACCCACCAAGCCGGUCAAGAAGCCAGCGAAGCCAGCGAAGGCUGAAGAGCCGGUAAGACCGGCGGAGGUGCCAGCACCGGUUCCGGUUCAGAGCGAGGCCGAGGCCGAAGACGCCGGCGGCGAGCUCAAGGCAGACUCGGAGCCUUCCGCACCCCCGCAGAAAGCUGAAGCCACAUCUGAAGUCGCUGGAGAACAGUCCCCAGGCGAUGAGGACGAAGAGGAGGACUCAAAGAGCAAGCCACGAGCAAAGAGCAAGGCAGCAGCGAAGGCCAAGAAGAAGACUAAAAAGUCGCCGGGCGAGAAGAAGCAAAACGACACUGCUGAGAUAGAUGCUUUGGCAGCUUCGAUUGCAAAUGAUGCCGUGCAGGAUGGCGUGGGAACUGCAAAGAAGACAGCUACGGGUGCAGAAUCCGAUUCACAAGGUGCCAUGUCCACGGCCGCAACGAAGGUGGGUGCUGCGAGCGUGCCCAAGCUGGCCAGCAGCCAAGAGGUAAAGCCUGCAACGAUCGAAGAGGUCGAGGUCUCCACGGAGUUCGGAUUUGCUGCAAACUCUGACAAGUUUUGCGUAGAGGCGUUCAUGCUCCAUAACAAGCGCUGGCUGCCAGAUGACGCAGAGAAGGUGUUGCGGAGCAUGAACGCUGUGGACCAGAGGAGGGUCAUUUGCGCCGGAAGCAUGUCAAGUGUGCAGAACCCGAUAGCUGUUCUACAGGCACGGGUACGUAAGGCGAAGGAUUUGGAGGAGGCUGCAGCCCGAAGUGGUGGUGCCAUCCCAGCGGCCCUCCUUGGACUCGAGAGCAAGCUCGUGAAGCCUGCGACUUCAGAGGAGUUGGAGGCAUUCGUGAAGUCCAAUGACAGAUGGCUCGCCGGAGAGGCACUGGAACUCCUCCGCGCCAUGAGCCCCGUGGACCAGCGCAGGGUCAUCUCGGCAGGGACCAUGUCAGGCUGCCGAGACCCCGUGGCUGUUAUCCAGACCCGGGUCAAGAAGGCACGGGACAUGGAAUUGGAGCUGGAGAACUUGGCGGCUGGCAAGAAGCCCCUCCUGCACGACGAGAAGCCUGGUCCUGCGACGCGAAGCUUUCGCGAGGAAGAAGCGGCUGCGCACCUCUACGCCCCACCGGAGGAAGUUUGCGCCAUGGAGUCGAAGUUCGCAUCAUCUGUGGAUUCUGCUCGAGGAGGAGGCGCUGGGCAAACGCUGAUGGGUGAUGCGCCGGGCGUGGGAGGAAAGAGAAGGCACAAAGCCUUGAUCGAGCCGGCGAAGCCCCGUGCUCUGGAAAGCCACUGCAUUGGGACAACUCUGGCAGUUUCACAGAUUUACCGAGACUUAGCUGCCCAUCAUGGGCCUCGUGGGCUUCAGACGGAAGGCCUUGUUGCAGAGCUUGAAGCCAUCCGAAAGAAGGAAGAUCAAUGCCGCUUGCUCACUAGGACCGGAGCCCUUUCGGGAUCGGGCGGCUUGCUUUGGGAGAUUUGGGAGCCCAGCACCAUCAGCACCCCAUACAGUGUUGAUCGAAGGCUAGCUGGCAAUGUCACCGCAACGGAUCCUCCAAGUUUGUAUCCGCCAGACUUGUUCCUGGAUCGGCCAUAUGGAGAAGAACCAAUAGGGAAGAGAUUCUUCGCUCUCUUGCACUGUCUUGGCAUUGCAUACAUGGUGCUGGGAUUGAACACGGUUUGCGACGUCUACUUUGCUGGGUCCAUUGAUGUUCUCUGUGAUGCCUGGAGCUUGACGCCCGACGUCGCAGGAGCAACAUGGAUGGCCGCGGGGGGUUCGGCUCCAGAAUUCUUCACUUCCAUGAUUGGUGCAACCAUUGCCCAGAAUGACGUGGGAUUCGGAACUAUCGUGGGUUCUGCGGUCUUCAACGUGCUUUUCGUCAUCGGCUUGUGCGGAUACGUGGCGAAGGGGAACAUUGAGCUCACAUGGUGGCCCUUGUUCCGGGAUUGCUCCUACUAUAUCUUUUCCCUAGCAGUGCUGGCAACGUUCACCUACAACCAGAUCAUAGAGGCGUGGGAGGCCGCCAUCCUGUUCAGCUUGUACAUAGGCUACGUGAGCUUCAUGUUCUUUAACAAGCCGCUGAAUGUUUGGGCGUAUCGCAAGACCGGAACUCCACUUAACAAGGAAUUGCGGGAGUACGUGGAGGAGAUGAAUAAAGCAAAGGGCAAGGUGGAGCCCGAGAAAGUUGGAAGCAGCACCGAGAAAGAUACACCGGAGAUGCAGGAGCCAGAGACAAGAGAGGCAAAAGACAACUACAUGCAGUCUGACACCGUCGUGAAGAAGGGAACGGACAAUGGCAAAACAGACAUUGAGCUGGCCAAAGCGGGGGACAAGGAUGCAAACGCAGACGGCGACGAAGACGACGAGGACGACGAUGAGCCGGAGGACUUCAUGAUCAUGCCUGAAGGUAUUCUCGAGCGCGUGCUGUGGGGCCUUUGCUUGCCCGUCUACAUUCCUUUGUAUUACACACUGCCUUGGCCAUCCCAAGGCUCCAAGUGGUUUCUUGCGACCUUCUUCCUGUCCUUACUUUGGAUCGGCGGCUUUUCCUUCCUGCUGGUCUGGUGGACCGACACUGUCGCAGGGGUACUGACAAUCCCCAUCAUCGUCUCCAGCGCCACGUUUUUGGCCGCAGCGACAUCUAUACCUGAUGCUGUAAGCUCCAUGGCUGUUGCCCGCAAAGGACAGGCAGAUAUGGCAGUCAGCUCAUCUGUUGGCUCUAACAUUUUCGACAUCCUGGUUGGGCUGCCAAUCCCUUGGCUGGUGAAAUGCGGGAUCGAGUCUGGUAAUCCUGACUUCCGGGGUGUCCCCAUCAAGUCGCCCUACUUGAUGUUCUACACCUGCUUGCUCCUUGGCAUGGUUUUCGGCACGGUUAUGAGCAUCAAGAUUUGCGGCUGGAAGCUGCAGAAAGCCUUGGGCGCUUGCAUGGCUUUCUUGUACUUUGUCUUUAUUGUCACUACGAUCACAGUGGAAUUGGCGCGGCCAACUUGGCUGAUGACGAAUCCAAGCUGA